Messenger RNA from Trichomonas vaginalis G3, 510 nucleotides. RefSeq names its product protein of unknown function, DUF4106 family. Lineage: Eukaryota; Parabasalia; Trichomonadida; Trichomonadidae. The record is from RefSeq and is a predicted model, not a curated record. The coding region runs from base 1 to 510 and encodes 169 amino acids. The transcript has a single exon.
AUGUUAGUAUUGAAAAACAUGUUCCAUGACAAAAUAAAACCAACUACAGAAAUAAAUGACGCAAGACUGAAACGUUGGGUAAAAGCUUUCCCAUUCACAAAAGAUAUUAUUGGUUACAUGGAAAGAAAACCAGAAUGGCUACAAAAACAUAUAUUUGGAAACGAGCUUAUUCCAUAUGGACAAGCUAUAUUUGAAGAGCUUGAACCGGAAACUCAGGAAAGAGUCAUGCAAACAAUAAGCGAAGACUCAAAUACAAACUAUGACAAAAUCUUUCUAGGAUAUAGGUUACCUGAAAUGGGCGACCAGAGCCCAAAGGCAAAAAGGACAUGGGAAAUUUACAACAUACUAGGUGAACAUGAGGCAAAGAUGCUACAACUUGAAGCAGAGGGCAAGUUACCAAAAGCGACACCAAAGAAGAAGAGAAGAGUAGAACAAAGUGAAAGUAGUGAAGAAGUAACUUCAUCUAGUGAAAGUAGUGGCAAUGAAGGAAAAAAAGAGUUAAAGAUUUAG